Rhizophagus irregularis DAOM 181602=DAOM 197198 is the source of this 1356-nucleotide messenger RNA. RefSeq lists its product as uncharacterized. Lineage: Eukaryota; Fungi; Glomeromycota; Glomeromycetes; Glomerales; Glomeraceae. The record is from RefSeq and is a predicted model, not a curated record.
AUGGCUAGCAGAAACCUAGACAACUUACAAGAAAACUUAAAGAUUGCACAUCAAUUUUAUGAACUAGCUAAUAUACAUGUUAACAAAGAUAAAACACUUAUCUUAGCCAACAAACACGCAAAAAAGAUCAUAGACAGAGAUUCACCUUCUCCUACUUCUUACAUAGAAAUAGAAUUUGGAACAGUUAUCAAAGUACCUUUAUUGGGAAAAAAUAAGGUGGCUCGAAUAUUAGGAGUAUAUUUUAACCCUGAUGAUGAUCAGAGAUUUUUAAUGGUACAUAUCAAUAGUUUGAGAAAGAAAGGAAUCAUGUUUUUAGACCAUAUUAUAACUAAGGAUCACGCUUAUUUACACGAAUAUAAUGUUAUCAAAGAGUCACUAAUCCACAAAGGAGGACCGCAACCUAGAUGGUAUCAAUUCCUGAAAGAACAUAUAGCUACUAUUAAUAAUUGUAAUAGACUAAGUAUCGAUCUCAGGGUUCCAUUAAUUCAAAAUUCAUCAGCUGCUCGACCAGCUAUUCCACCCAUAUCAAUCGACACACUCCAUCAUCCGAAACGAUCUCAAAAAUGGGUUGUAGCUUGGGUUCCAAGCAUAUCAGAUAUUGUUUAUGGCAAAAAUUUAAGUACUAAUCACUUUCCAAAUAGCAUUCCAGUUUCAUAUAUUGAACAUUGGGUUCAUCGAGAUAUUUCAAUAAUAAAAAUACCACCACGUCUUGACAGACCUAUUGCUCCUCCUCAGUUGAGUCGACCCACAUUUAGUAAUAAUACAUUUAUUAACCAACUUCUUGAAGAUGAUAUGAUAGUGAAAGAAUUACAGGAUAUAGCUAGAACUCUUAAUCCUUUUAAUGUAUUAGUGUUUUAUACAGAUGGUUCUUAUAAUGUUGAAUUUUUAUCUAAUGAAUACCCUAUGGGUUAUGGUUGGACCACUUCAAACAUAGAGAAUGCGAAUAUUACAUAUUCAGGAUCGGUAAAAUAUUUUCCAUCAUCAACUAAAGCGGAGAUAAUGGCUAUACUUACGGCGCUUAUUACUUGUCCGCCUAAAUGCAACGUAACGAUUCACACAGACUCUCAAGCUGCGAUCGACGCAUUUCAUAAAUCCAAAAAUCUCCACUCGAUCUCCCCUAGACGUUUCAACAAGAUCAAUAAUAAUAUUUUAUGGUCGACCAUUCACCAAAUCAUUAACACGUUAUCAUUAAAUGUAAAGUUCAUAAAAGUGAAAGCACAUUCAGGUGACCCAUUUAACGAUAUCGCGGAUGCGUUAGCAAAAGUUGGUCAUGUUGUAGUAUCCCCAACGAUUAUUAAACAUAAUAACCUACCAAAUCAAUCUCUCACCAUUGAAUGGAAUGAGGAAAUUCCAUAA